AACCACACUUUUUUGUGCACAAUAAAAUCUAACAUAGUCCGCUAACACUUCUGAAAACAAGGAAUCUCGACAAUGCCGAAACUCGAACGUUUGAAAAAUUGCAAAUUUUGCAAUGUGUCUCUCAGCAGCAAAGUGUGGAACCAACACGAAAGCGGCCAACACCACCGAAACAACAUACCGGCCGAAAUUUUUGUUCGUGGGACCUUUACAAACGAAGAGAUCGGCCAAGUCCACACAUAUUUUAAAAAAUUUGGCGCAAUCAUCGAGCAAAAAGUCGUUAUUUUGAACAAGGAAAACAAUACUGUUUUGUUUACAUAUGCUUUCAAAAAUGGAAUGUCGCAUUCUUAUAUUGUGCAUAAAGAGCACUCAGUUUGUGGCAAGGGUGUGGUGGUUUUUUUCAACCCGGUUUUAUCGAAUGGGGCGGCGGAAGAAACGGCGACAAGUAAGAGCUGCAACGGUAAUAAAAUUUUGUCGCCUGGAGAUGUGGAAGAAACAACGGAAACUAAUAGCUGCAAUAACCCACUUAGAAUUCUUCUCUCUAGUCUGAGCCACGCACUUCGUGGCCAAAAGUGCCCUUUCGCCGAACAGAUCGCAAUUUUUGAAAAUAUAGUACAUAGUAGCAGUUCCAAGGUGAAAGAAGCGCGCCAAAGCGUUCACAAAGAUGUAGCAGCUGCACUUAGUACCACUGGCCCCAAUUGUAGAACUACUCUUUUUGGAUCUACAGAGAUUGGUUUAAAUUUGACAAACAGUAGCCUCGAUUUUCACGUACAUAACACAAAAACGAUCAACCGGCUACCAACUUUACAAAAAAUGACUACAAUGCUGUCAUGCAAUGGCAAAUUUACAGUCGUCAAAAGUAGUACUGAAAACGGCAUAGAAAUGAUAAUUUGUAAGCACGUUAAAACAGGAAUAUUGUGCCGUGUGAGUGCAAAUCAAACACUGCGCAGAAGCGACGAGUUAAUUAAGUAUUACGCAGGUCUGGAUAAAAAGAUCAAACAGCUGAUGCUAUUGGUUAAAUUUUGGUGUAACUGUCAUUACGUCGUUGGACCCGACAGAUUUUCCAAUUACGCGUUGUAUUUAUUGAUUAUUUUUUUCUUGCAACAAGAUCCAUAUAACCUUCCCAGUGUACUAGACUUGGGUGUUUGUGUGCGGUGGGAGCCGCAAAUCGGGUGGAAAUGUACCUUUUCCCGACCCGAAGUUACCAGUCAAACUCUAAAAAACGCCACAAUUCUAGAACUUGUCACUAAAUUCUUCCAAUUCUACUCCCGUUUUGAUUACUUUUCGUACGUGAUUGCGCCAUUUUGUGGCCAGCUGAUCACCAAAGAAAGUUUUAUCAAACCGUAUGAGCUUCCAUCUUGUUACUCUAACUAUAUGUGUCAAGAUGGUUGUAUCGAUGUAGGUCACGGUAUUUGUGUACAAGACCCCUUUGAACACUCAGUCAAUCUUUUAUCCAAAGCUUCGCUCACUUACUCAGGGAAUUUCAUUGCUUGGUGUCGCACCGUUUCAAACUUCAGUCAAACAAAAUCAGGUUUACUUUCAAAGGUACUUCUCAACACGAGUCCAAAGUGCUUCACUCUAGAAAAACCAAGCAGAUUCAGUGAAGACCAAUGGAAAACGACUAUCGAGAAAGUCACCGUUGACAUCCUACAUAAGAUUCUUUGUUACGAAGUAAGCGUAAAACGAACUCCCUCAGAAAUUGCUUUUACCUGUGCAGGCACUCACGAUCUUUGGCAAAAUAGAUCCACAGCUCUAAAAACCCUGUUACCAAAGUUAUCACCAAACGCUACCGAUAUGGAAAAAGAGAUUGCCGUUACGGCGCUAAUUUUGAGCCAAAACCCAGGCGUAGUCAAAGACUAUAAACGCCCUGCUCGGAUUACCGUCACGUUUGACAAAAAAUCAAAGGCUCACUUCACGCGGCUACGAAUGAACAACCACAAACAGCACUUCGAUAAUUUUCUUUACUUGAAAAUUAUCAAAUAUUUGGAUGAAGCGGAUAAGCAAAGCGCGGUUUUUGCGUCGCCAGACACCACGCAAGAUAUCGAUGUAAAACCCGACGUAACGAGCCCCGAGUUAGCAAAUAUCGUACCAAAAGGUGAAUCCACUCAUAGCAACACGGAAAAUGUUAUAAUCAAAGAAGAAAAUUCUUCAAGAAAUACAGAAAUCAAAGCCGAAAACGUCAGCGACGACGAAGUUGAAGACGUCCCGGCAGAUUUUUUCCAGGACUUUAACAGGGACAGUUUUUUGGAGGGUUUAGAUCUCGGCUGGGUUUCUGAUGAAGAUAAUGCGGCCUCUGAAAAGAGAAAACGUGCUUUUUGUUCCAGUGACGACUCCCAGGAUUCUACCAACUCAUGUCGUCCUAAAAAGAGGAGGCGCUCUGGAGAAAACGUUCCACUAACUUUAAUUCAAGAGCAAAAGGACAAAAUACUUUCUCAAUGCGAACAAGUCCUCAGAGUCAUGACUUAUCAACGACCGAAACGACGAACACAACAGUUCGCUUCUCAAGGUCACAUGUCGCCCUUAUUUAGAACAAACAUAAGGUUUAAUUGUACGUCGGCUUCGAGAACUCAGUUCUCCGACUGUCUUCUCACUAUUCUUCGUUCCGUGGGUAUUAUAGGUGAAUCAAACGAUGUUUCAGAUGUGAUAGAUUUGGUCACUGAGGACGUGGCCUCUGGUGCUGUGAUGAAUAAGACUCUCAUAGCUAGGCUUUUACAGAUCUCGCUAUUAAUUUCUAAGCCUAGUGAAAAAAAAGUUGUAGAUGGCGCGGUACAGUCUACAAGUGAUGAUAACGGUGAUUUUUGAAAAUAACUCCAGAUUGUGACAUUUAA
Zophobas morio is the source of this 2825-nucleotide messenger RNA. RefSeq lists its product as uncharacterized. The record is from RefSeq and is a predicted model, not a curated record. The coding region runs from base 73 to 2799 and encodes 908 amino acids. Gene Ontology annotation, molecular function: RNA uridylyltransferase activity. Lineage: Eukaryota; Metazoa; Arthropoda; Insecta; Coleoptera; Tenebrionidae. The transcript is spliced from 5 exons.